GGGUGGGGGCGCUGCCGUGCCCUGAGCGGUGGCGGGACCCCUCCCGGGAGGAAGCUGCUCUCCACGCCCAUCUUCUACGUGAACGGCUCGCCCCACAUCGGGCACCUCUACUCGGCGGUGCUGGCGGAUGCUUUGCACCGGUACCGGGAGCUGCAGGGCCAGGGAGGCGGCUGCUUCUCCACCGGAACUGAUGAGCAUGGGCUGAAGAUCCAGGCGGCCGCGGCGGCGGCCGGCGUCCCCCCACAACAGUUCUGCGACCGUGUAUCGGCCGAGUUCCGGGAGCUUUUCACGACGGCCGGCAUCUCCUACACCGAUUUCAUCCGCACCACGGAGCCACGGCACAGACAGGCUGUGGAGCACUUCUGGGUCACUCUACGCGACCGGGGCUGGCUCUAUCAAGGGGCUUAUGAAGGCUGGUACUGCACAGCCGAGGAAAGCUUCUUGACCGCAUCCCAGGUCACGGAACGUCCUGACGCCCAUGGCCACAGGUGCAUGGUUUCCCUGGAGAGUGGCCACCAGGCACACUGGACCAAGGAGGAGAAUUACAUUUUCAAGCUGUCGGCGUUCCGGGAGCCGUUGCGGAGAUGGCUCCAGGACAAGAAGGCAGCCGUCACCCCCGAACCCUUCCGCCAGCAGGUGCUCCUCUGGCUGGGACAGGAGCUGCCCGACCUCUCCGUCUCCCGCCACAGAAACCGCCUGCAGUGGGGAAUCCCUGUUCCAGGGGACCCCUCGCAAACCAUCUACGUCUGGGUGGACGCCCUUGUGAACUACCUAACCGUUCUCGGCUAUCCCGAUGCCCACCGUGCCUCGUGGCCCAUGGCGUGCCACGUAGUGGGCAAAGAUAUCCUCAAGUUCCAUGCCAUCUACUGGCCUGCCCUGCUGAUGGCGGCAGGAUUGGAACCCCCGGAACAGAUCUUGGUGCACUCGCACUGGACGGUGCAGGGGCAGAAGAUGUCCAAGAGCCUUGGCAACGUGGUGGACCCAGCCGCCUGCUUCCGGCAAUACUCCGUGGACGGUUUUCGGUACUUCCUGUUGAGGCAGGGCGUCCCCGAAUGGGACAACGAUUACUACCCCAGGAAGGCCGUCAACCUGAUCAAUUCGGAGCUGGCGGAUGCCCUCGGGGGGCUCCUCAACCGUUGCACAGCCCCCGGUCUGAACCCCAGUGGGACCUACCCUUGCUUUUCAGAGGUGUGCUUCCCCAGAGGCACAGGGGCAGGAGGAUCUGCGUGGACCUCAGCAGAAGAUUAUGAGCUGGUGUCCUCGGUGAAAGAUUUACCCCUGAAAGUCAGCAGUUCUUUUGAACAAUUUCACAUCUACAGGGCUUUAGAAGCCAUCUCGGAUUGCGUGAGGCAGACCAACAGCUUCGUCCAAAGGCACGCUCCUUGGAAACUCCAGCUCAAGGAGCCAGACCAGAAGCGUCGGCGGGACACCGUCCUUCACGUCGCUCUGGAAUGCCUUCGGGUUUAUGGGGUCCUGCUGCAACCCGCGAUCCCGACCAUUGCGGAUAAAAUCCUCACCAAGCUGGCUGUCGGGGCCACAGAACGAUCUUUCAAAGAUUUGAACUUCCUGCCUCGCUACUACGGGGAGAAAUGUCCCUUUGAAGGGAGGAGACUUGGGCCUGACGUGGGGCUCUUAUUUCCUAGGCUGGAGAAACCUCAAGACAGAAGCUGUGGGGAGACGUGAUUUGUUUAUUCAUUUUUUUUAAGCUGCCGUCCCUAAUAACACUUGUGGGGAGGAGAUGUGGUGUCGGAAUACGCUUAGUCUUCCAAGAGUCUCUGCUUGCGUGCUUUCAGAAGGAAGAAACUGGCAGUUGAUAUGUUAUGCAGUGUUUUGGGAAGUGGGGGCUAGCAGAAGUGUGUAUGUGUGCGUUCUCGCUCCAUCAAUUCAGGCAACAGUAAUCUCUGCUAAGGUGUAUCUCUGUUAAGGUAUGUGCAUGUACACACAC
This is a messenger RNA of Pogona vitticeps (central bearded dragon), 1945 nucleotides long. It is a transcript of the gene MARS2, whose product is annotated as methionyl-tRNA synthetase 2, mitochondrial. Gene Ontology annotation, biological process: methionyl-tRNA aminoacylation. NCBI's taxonomy places the organism in Eukaryota, Metazoa, Chordata, Lepidosauria, Squamata, Agamidae. Gene Ontology annotation, molecular function: ATP binding; methionine-tRNA ligase activity. The record is from RefSeq and is a predicted model, not a curated record.